This is a messenger RNA of Saccostrea cuccullata (small rock oyster), 1589 nucleotides long. RefSeq lists its product as uncharacterized. Gene Ontology annotation, molecular function: cysteine-type endopeptidase activity. The coding region runs from base 68 to 1183 and encodes 371 amino acids. The transcript has 5 exons. Gene Ontology annotation, biological process: proteolysis. Lineage: Eukaryota; Metazoa; Mollusca; Bivalvia; Ostreida; Ostreidae. The record is from RefSeq and is a predicted model, not a curated record.
CGGUUUGUAAACUUUUGAACAUCUGGUCAGUUUAAAGUACAUAUAACAGUUGAUUGGAGAGUUGAUAAUGACAACCGAAGAGAAGAAACAUACUUUACAUCAACAAGUCAAUGAUGAAAAUUAUACAUUUGAUAGCAGUGAUUUUGGAUGUUGUCUUAUAAUUAACAUUAACAAAACUAUGAAGACAAUAGGAGGUGGACAUUCAAUACAAAAAUUUCGAACCGGUGCUGAGGCAGAGGUCAAGGAACUACAAGAUGUUUUUGGAAAGCCAAUUUACGAUACAAAAGUAAUACAAGGGAAAAAUGGAACAAAUUGCGUGAUUCAAGAUGUAGAAGAAUACAUCAGCAAAAACUGUGGAUAUUUCAAAGCAUGCAAAAUCUUUGUAUGUGUUGUAUUAGCGUUUGGAGGACAGGGUUUUUUCUAUGACAUCACAGGCAACAAAAUUCCAUUGUCCAGAGUAGUAAGGAAAUUCCAAUCUCGUGCAGCCCUUCGACUUAAGCCAAAGUUAUUCGUUGUUCAGUUAUGUGACAUUGAUUUACAACAUGUUGGGAAGCAUCUAUUUGCUGAAGUAGAUGGCAGAUCUCAUCAACUUUCGCCUCUUUGGCCUCGAGAAGCAGAUGUUCUAAUCUAUGAAUCAAACAUUUCAGGAGAAUAUAACUGGCAUCCAAAUCUGAUAAAACAUAAUGCAGAGGAGAUACCGGGCACAUCAGCUCUUCGACCUUGCACUUUCAUCAAAUAUUUUUGUAAUACUCUGAAAAGUUUACAGAAUAAGAUAGAUUCCAUAGAAAAAAAGAAGAAAACAGAGGAAGGAAAGAAAGAAUCUAAGGAUGCAAAUGAGAAAGAUUCCAAGGCUGAUGGACAGAAUGAUGCCACAGCUGAAGGUAGGCAUAAUCCCAAACAGAAAAAGAAGAAAGAGUUCCUCAAUGAUGAAGCAAAGAAUAAUCCCAAGACUGGGGAGAAGAAUAAUCCCAAGGAGGAAUUGCAAAAUUACUUUGAAUUUAAUGAGGUCAUUCUGAGAACAAAUUCAAAACUGGCAACUUUCAUUAAAGAUAGAAAUAACUGGGAUCUGAUAGAUGGGACAUGGAGCAUUAUUCCCAGAGUGCCUGUUGUAACAGAUCAACUUGUCAAGUACCUGUAUCCACCUCGUUUUUAUCCCCCCGAACCGGAGAAGAAGGGGAUGUAGUAAAGGAAUUAUACGUGUUUGUGUACUGGUGAGUUAGCUAAUUCUGAACGCACGGAAGUGAUGAGAUUUGAAUCGGGUUCGAUAUGUUCUUAUCGAGGGAGUGCUUCACCUUGCGGUGUCCUUGUAAUUGAUUCAUUUCAUCAGUAUUUCUAAUGGCAUCAUCAAUUUACAAUUUUCAGCUGUAAAAUCAAGCCUCAACUAAAAAAAACAGCAUAAAAUUUUCAAGUUACUGUUUGUCUGUUUUUUCUUUAACGUCCUUCUAGAGAAUUUAAUUUAUAUGGAGACGUCACCACUUACCAGUGGAGAGCUACAAAUUUUUAAGCUAUAUUUGGCACUCAGGGCCAUUGAGCAGCGAGAAAUGUUUGUCAUGCCAGAAUCUACUGUGACCUCGGUUUAUAUGGUCUAA